AUGGACCAUGAUGAGCAGGUUAGAAUGAUAACUGAGGAGGCAAAGUGUUCGUACAAUGUUGCGAAAAGUGCAUAUGCGGAGGCAAAUGGAGACAUUGAGCGGGCAGUGUCCAUCGCAAAGAAGAAGGGGAAUGUUGUGUAUUCAGGAGGAAGCAGUGGGCUUUAUGUUGAGGAAAAGCCAUCGGGGAAGUCAAUAACACAAUAUAAAAAUGGUGUUUUGGUGAAUAACAAGUUCUACGACUUUUCAAUUGAUGAUAAUAUCAGGCUCAAGCAAAUGCUUACCGAAGGGGCAUUUGACGCAUCCUUGCUGAAUGCUCAGGGAGAUACAGCCGAGGUUAUUUAUCAGGAAAGACUAAAUGAAGAGUAUUGUGAGCCACGCAAGGAGGCAUCUGCUGUUGGGACAGAACGCAAGCCUGGAUCUUCGUUUGUUGGUGAAGGUAGAAGAUUAGGAAGCUCAAAAAAAUAA
This is a messenger RNA of Ordospora pajunii, 465 nucleotides long. RefSeq lists its product as uncharacterized. Bases 1 to 465 code for a protein of 154 amino acids. The transcript has a single exon. Lineage: Eukaryota; Fungi; Microsporidia; Ordosporidae. The record is from RefSeq and is a predicted model, not a curated record.